Molecule: messenger RNA, 1820 nt
Organism: Phragmites australis (common reed)
Lineage: Eukaryota; Viridiplantae; Streptophyta; Magnoliopsida; Poales; Poaceae
Product: UDP-sulfoquinovose synthase, chloroplastic-like
Exons: 3
Coding region: 194-1630 (478 amino acids)
Biological process (GO): sulfolipid biosynthetic process; glycolipid biosynthetic process
Molecular function (GO): UDPsulfoquinovose synthase activity
Source: RefSeq, a predicted model, not a curated record
GCUCCGCCGAAUAUCCACCCGCUCCUCUCUUCUUCACUCCCCCUCCCGCUGCUAUCCAUCCAAUCCUCUCUCCCUCACCCUCGUAGUCGUCGUCGUCCCCCCAGGAUUGGUGGGGAGUGGAGACUCAUCCGGACGUGGGUUGAUCCCUCCUUUGGCUGGGCAUCUACAUUUUUGCACUGGAAGAGAAAAUAUUAUGAGAAUGGCACAUUUGAUCAUCAACUGUAGUUUCAGCCCAUCUCCUGCUGUUAAGACAUCCUCAGGAUCUCCUAGUUAUUGCCGUAAUGUUGUCCAGUUACAAAAUUCGAAAUCUUCAAAUCUGUUACUCAAAUCUUGUUCCAAGGGACAAAGGAAAUCAUAUGUUACCCGCUCUAGUGCUGCUGUACAAGGAAAGACACAAACACCUCUUACCAGUAGCCAGCAAGCAUCUGGACAUUCAUCCUCCAAACCUAAAAAAGUAAUGGUUAUUGGUGGAGAUGGAUACUGUGGGUGGGCAACAGCUCUUCAUCUCUCCAACAAAGGUCACGAGGUUGCUAUUGUUGACAAUCUUGUUCGUCGCCUUUUUGAUCACCAGCUUGGUCUUGAUUCCCUUACUCCCAUAGCUUCCAUCCAAAAUCGCAUCCGUAGAUGGAAGUCUCUCACUGGAAAGACAAUUCAGCUCUAUAUUGGUGACAUAUGUGAUUUUGAAUUCCUCUCAGAAGCCUUCAAGUCUUUUGAGCCAGAUGCUGCUGUCCACUUUGGUGAGCAAAGAUCAGCACCAUACUCUAUGAUUGAUCGUUCACGGGCAGUCUACACCCAGCAUAAUAAUGUUGUUGGAACACUUAAUGUCUUGUUUGCCAUUAAGGAGUACAGUGAAGAGUGCCAUCUGGUUAAGCUAGGAACUAUGGGUGAGUACGGAACACCUAAUAUUGAUAUCGAGGAGGGGUUUAUCACUAUUACCCACAAUGGAAGAACCGACACCCUGCCUUACCCAAAGCAAGCGAGCUCCUUCUACCAUCUAAGCAAAGUGCAUGACUCCCACAACAUAGCAUUUACUUGCAAGGCUUGGGGUAUAAGGGCCACAGAUCUUAACCAAGGCGUAGUUUAUGGAGUUAGAACAGAUGAAACUGCAAUGCAUGAAGAGCUAUCCAACAGGUUUGACUAUGAUGGCGUCUUUGGGACAGCACUAAAUAGGUUCUGUGUUCAGGCUGCUGUAGGGCAUCCACUUACAGUUUACGGAAAAGGUGGUCAGACCCGUGGAUAUCUGGACAUCAGGGACACUGUGCAGUGUGUUGAGCUAGCAAUAGCCAACCCAGCCAAACCUGGCGAGUUCAGAGUCUUCAACCAGUUCACCGAGCAGUUCUCCGUCAACGAGCUAGCAAAGCUGGUCACCGCAGCUGGAGCGAAGCUCGGACUGGAUGUGCAGACCAAAUCGGUGCCCAACCCGCGAGUAGAAGCCGAAGAGCACUACUACAAUGCCAAGCACACGAAGCUCAUCGAACUCGGCCUGGUGCCUCACCUGCUCUCGGACUCCCUGCUUGACUCGGUUCUCAACUUUGCCAUCCAGUACAAGGACAGGGUCGACACGGCUCAGAUCAUGCCGAGCGUGUCGUGGAAGAAGAUGGGCGCAAAGCCACGGACGGUCUCCGUUUAGAGGAAACUUCUUGCCUGGCAUAUAAUGCCAACCAUGACGUUGGCAUUAUUGAUAUGUAAAUGUAAUCAUUAUGCGUGAUAGUAUAACGUGCUAGGUAGUGAGGCGGUUUACGGUGUUAGAUUUCUUUUUUUCUUUUUGCCCCACGACUGGAACAUUCAAUUGAAGAGCUUGUGCACACACAAUUCUGUUC